AUGCCUGCACAUACGUCCAAAGAAGCAGCGCUGAGAAUCGACAAAGUCCUAAAUGAGUUCGGGAGAGCUCCUCUACAUGGCACAGUACUUGCUGACUCACUAAGUUCGAGCCCUGAAAUAGUGUUGGCGAUGCUUCUGGACGCCCUGAUCAAAGCAAGGCCAAUCUCCCAUGAGUUGACGCGCAAAACUCUCGCAAAAUUAAUCCAAGCCGAUUACCACGACAUCGACAUACUUUCCAACAGUACCUGGCAAGACCGAACAAUGGUUUUACAAGCAGGGGGGUACAACCGGUAUCGAGAGCAAUGCGCUACCAAUCUCGGUGAGCUUGCGAAGUUGAUUGUUGACAAAUACGAUGGUGAUUUGAACAAUCUUCUCAAGCAGGCAAACGGCAAACCCGACAAAGCUGGACUAUUGCUGAAGGAGAUCAAGGGAAUGGGUGACUUGGCAGUGGAGGUAUUUUUCAACAGUGCUCAAAGCGUAUGGCCACGUAUUGCGCCAUCUGUUGAUUCACGAAGCUUGAAGACAGCGGGUGAGAUCGGGAUUGGGACUGAUUUGGAUGGAAUAUACAACACGCUAGAUCGGGAUCCCAUGCGCAUGAGUUGGUUCGCUAAUGGCCUCUCUGAAGUCCGAUUGGAGAAAAGGCAGGAUGCUAUUGAGGGAAUUUGA
Penicillium vulpinum is the source of this 666-nucleotide messenger RNA. RefSeq lists its product as uncharacterized. Gene Ontology annotation, molecular function: catalytic activity. Gene Ontology annotation, biological process: DNA repair. NCBI's taxonomy places the organism in Eukaryota, Fungi, Ascomycota, Eurotiomycetes, Eurotiales, Aspergillaceae. The transcript has 2 exons. Bases 1 to 666 code for a protein of 221 amino acids. The record is from RefSeq and is a predicted model, not a curated record.